Messenger RNA from Adineta steineri, 621 nucleotides. NCBI's taxonomy places the organism in Eukaryota, Metazoa, Rotifera, Eurotatoria, Adinetida, Adinetidae. The record is from the annotation of a GenBank genome assembly.
AUGAAUUUCUUUAAUGAAGAAGAAGAAUUAAAUGAAAAAUCUGAAUGUUUAUUUAAAAAUAAAAUCUGUCUUAUAAUUUUAUUUAUUUGUAUUGGUAUUUUCAUGAUAUUAUUACUUUUUGAUAAAUCAUAUCGAUUUAAUUUUUCAAUUUCAUCAAAACAAAUUUUAUUUAAUAAUCAAACAAAUAUUAAAAAUGAUAUUCAUGCAUGGAGAGAACGUCUUUGUAUAUUUUCAAAAAUUUGUUAUAAUAUUGAUGCAAAUUAUUUUUAUUAUUUUCGAUCAAAUGAAAAACCUAUCUAUUAUGAUUCAUCAAAAGAUAUGAUAUAUGGAUUUGGUAAACCUAAUGGAAUUUUUAAUUUAUUAUCUUUAUCAACUGGUGGAAGUAUACCAUGGGCGCCAUUAACUGUAAGUGGAUCAAUGGAAGGAGCUUUUUUAAAUCAUAUAUCUCAUGUUAAAAAACAUUAUUAUCAAAUAUAUAAACCAAAAGAUUAUAAAUUUGAUUAUCCAGCAUCUACAAAUACAAGAGAAGAUUCAUCGAUUGUUAUAAAUAUGACAUGUUUAAAAUUAUUAAUUGAUAAUGCUUUACAAGAUAUUGAACCUUCACAUUAUUUUCUUUUUUGA